Messenger RNA from Neolamprologus brichardi, 1041 nucleotides. The record is from RefSeq and is a predicted model, not a curated record. Lineage: Eukaryota; Metazoa; Chordata; Actinopteri; Cichliformes; Cichlidae.
AUGACACCCCCACUGUUAUCCUUCUAUGUGGCAUAUCUACUCUCAGGAUCAAUAGUUCAUUUGGCAGCUCUGAAGCUAUCACCAUCAUUAAAUAUCACAUUUGUUAAAGCUGGUCAGGAUUUAACUUUAAAUUGUUCAUUCAAUCAAACUACUGUUGCAGUGAUGUUUUACUGGUAUAAGCAACCUCUGGGACAGAAACCACAGCUGGUGUCGAAAUUCUAUAAGCAUGAAAAAGAUGGCAUGUUCACUGAUGAAUUUAAGAAUGAGUCUCGCUUUGAACUGGAAACUGUGAACUAUAAAAACAACUUGAAGAUCUCAAAAGCACAAAUGUCAGACUCUGCUACUUACUACUGCAUAAGUGGCUAUUCAUAUGUGUAUGAAUUUUUGGAGGGGAUUAUCAUCCAAGUGAAGGAUUCAGAUUUGGUUUUCCAAGCUUCCGUUCAUCAAUCAACACCUGAGACCAUCCAGUCUGGAGGCUCUGUGAUGCUGAACUGUACAGUGCACGCUGGAACCUGUGAAAAACACAGUGUUUACUGGUUCAAAAACUCUGAAGAAUCUCACCCUGGACUCAUCUACACCCACGGAGGCAGAAAUGAUCAAUGUGAGAGGAAUCGCAGCUCACAGACCCAAACCUGUGUGUACAACCUGAAAAUGGAGAGUCUCAAUCGGUCUCAUGCUGGGACCUACUACUGUGCCGUGGCUUCAUGUGGACACAUACUGUUUGGAAAUGGGGCCAAGCUGAACAUUGAGGAAGAGGGGGAAUCUUUUAUCUAUGUGUACGCCUUGAGCGGAGCUUUGGCGUUCAACUCAAGUCUGUUGGUUUUCCUGGCUUAUGCAGCCUAUACCUUGUACAAGAGAAAAAACUGCAAAUGCACAGACCCUCGCGCGGAGUCUUCAGGGACCUCGGAUCCAAAUGGAGACGCAUCCCAAGAUGCAGACCAUCUCCAUUACGCUGCUUUGAAGGUAAACAAGGCCACCAGAUCAAGAAGGCAGCAAGAGGACACCCUUAGCCAGUGUGUUUAUUCUAGUGUGAAGCAAUAA